Molecule: messenger RNA, 1750 nt
Organism: Spodoptera exigua (beet armyworm)
Lineage: Eukaryota; Metazoa; Arthropoda; Insecta; Lepidoptera; Noctuidae
Source: the annotation of a GenBank genome assembly
GUUGUAGUUGUAAACAAAGAACACAACAUAACCUCUAUUUCAGUGGAAUCUUGUGGUGCAUUAUAAUAGUAAAAUACCUAAAAACAUGAUUUAAAAUUGAUAUAGUUAGGUUGUGGCUUAACUGAGAAAAGUACCGACUUAUAUACUGUUUACGGUUACAUCGUUUUUGAUAGAAAAAUGUCGCAUCAGAUGGGAAAAGUUGUAUCGGCAAUUUUGCAACGACAUUUUGGUGAAAUCGUGCAAACUGUGGGCUAUGAUUUAUUUACUUAUGGCAGUAAGCCCAUCAGCAUGAUAGUAAGGUCUACGGGACUCCCUCGAAAUCUGGUGGUAGAAAGUCUUCGCACAUUACUCAAGUUUGAUUUGGCAACAUUUGAACCUUAUAAUGAUCUUGAAGUGAUAGCAGAUUAUAAGCUACUUCCUGACAAUGUGCUCUUAUUAAUUAGAUACCCCAGGUACUUGUUACAAAUUAAGAGUAAGUAUGGGAGUGAGGCUGAGCUGUUGGUGGAAGAGUUACUGCAGCAAGCCACCUGCACGGCUACAAAACUACUUUUCACUAUAGCCACGAAAUAUAAAGACGAUAAGGAGAAAAACAUAACAAUAAUAGGCUUGAAGGACAUGUUCAUAAGUUUGGUGACAGCGGGGUACAUUCAACAAGCACCAGUAGCUGAGUUGAAGGAAGGUAGUGAGAUUCCUACACUGGUGCCUGUCGCCACCAUCAUACCAGAUCUCGACAGCAGAGCCUUGUUACAAGCCAUGAAUGUUGGACACAUCAAUGACAUCAAUGAUAAUAUUUACUGGAGGGUGAACUACGACAGGUUCCACCUCGACUUUAGAGACGAGAUCAUGAUCAAAGCUAUCACGAGGAGAAUUGACGAAAAUGCUGGUGAACUGAUGCGGUUUUUACUGGAGAAGAUGUACCUGACCUCAGCACCCUGGGCGCCGGAGUCCAGCCCGCUGUGCGCCGUGGAGAUCCGCGAGAGAUGUAGGAGUGCCGCCACUGAUAAACCACAGCUACAUCAGUUUGUCGACCAGUAUCUUAAAGUAUUAGAGGAGAGUGGUGGGGGCUUCGUCCGUCGCGUCGGGGACGCCGGCAGCGGCCAGUUCGCGGUGCGGUCGCGGCACGCCGCGCGACAACUCGUGCUCUGCGCCCUCGAACACUGCGUCACGGAGAGACUCGGCUCCAAGGCCGCGCGCAUAUUUAGGUUAAUAUACACAAAGAAGUAUAUAGAAGAGGAUGAUAUACAGAAGAAUGCCAUGUUGGUGAACAAGGAGUGCAAGCAGCUCACGUACAAACUGAUGGAGGAACAUUUCAUUAGUGUACAGCCAAUGAGAAAAGCAGCUUCAGCGGGCGGUAUGGCAAAGGCGAUAUAUUUAUACCAUGUCAAGUUACACAAUGUGGCGCAUACAGGCUUAGAGAUGUGUUACCGUUCCCUGCACAACGUGCUCCGUCGCGCGGCCCACGAGCGCAGCGCGCACGCGCGGCUCGUCGACAAGCAGCGCCGCGUGCGCACCAUAGUGCACGGGAUGCGACUGCGCGGGGAGACGCAGCGGAACAUUGAUGAUGUGGAGGAAACCCUAACACCUCCUGAGCUGGCCGUACUGCAGGGUGUUGAAAAGAGAUUGAAACAACUGAGCACAGCCGAACUAGAACUAGAUAGGAACCUCUUUAUAUUCAAAUGGUAUUUCAUGUAUCCAUAUACUGAAUGAUUAUAGUCAUCUUAACUAUAGACUGCUAUGUGUAUAAAUUAUU